GUUAGUGACGCAGGUAGUAGAGAGUGCUGUAUAUAACCACGCAGUCUGUGUGCUGGUUUCACAGUCGCCAAGAUGAUGCUUCUCCUGAGUGUGCUGUUGCCUGCAGUUCUCGCCUUGCCCACCCCAGAGGCGCCUGUACACCAUCAUCGCAGCACCUACAAGAUAUGCGUGUCGAAAGAUAGAAUGGGGUUGUGCGAGGCUAUGGCGUCGGAAAGUGGACUUCAUAUGACCUGCGUUGCUGCUCGCGACAGGCUGGACUGCUUGGAAAAGAUUCAACAUCGGGAAGCAGACUUUGAGCCAGUGGAUCCGGAGGACAUGUAUAUAGCAUCCAAAAUACCUCAUCAAGACUUCACCAUAUUCAAAGAAAUUCGAACCAAGGAGGAACCCAACGAGGAGUUCCGCUACGAAGCUGUAGCCGUGGUUCAUAACAACCUGUCCAUCAGCAGCCUGCAGGGUCUCAAAGGACUGAAGUCAUGUCACACAGGAGUGGGCAGAAAUGUGGGAUACAAAAUUCCCAUCACCAAGCUUAGGAAGAUGGGAAUUCUGAGUUCUCUGAACAACCCAGACCUCACACCGCGGGAAAACGAGCUUCAUGCCCUCUCAGAGCUGUUCAGUCAGGCCUGCCUCGUCGGCAAGUGGGCUCCAGACCAAGCCCAGAACCAGGCCCUCAAGACGAAGUAUUCCAACCUCUGUGCUCUCUGUGAGCACCCAGAGGUGUGCGAUUACCCUGACAAGUAUUCUGGAUACGAUGGCGCUCUCAGAUGUCUCUCCGAGCACGGAGGACAGGUUGCCUGGACCAAGGUUUACUACGUGAAGAAACAUUUCGGGCUUCCGAUUGGAGCCGGACAGGCAGUGCCCACUGGCGAGGAUCCCAACAACUACGCGUUUCUCUGCCCUGAUGCCACAAAGAAACCCAUAACAGGCAAACCGUGCAUCUGGGCAGCCCGCCCCUGGCAGGGUUAUGUUGCCAACGCCGACCUGGACAGCGACAUAACUGACCUAAGGGCUCAGAUCUCUCUGGCCAACAACAUCGGUGAGACCGAGAACGCCGAGUGGUUGAGCAAAGUACUGGACCUCAACAAUAAAACUUUGGCAGUCGAUAACCAGGGUCCCUACUCCCCUCAGGACUAUCUCAACAAAGCCAACUACACGGAUGUGAUAGAACGAGACACAGGCGCGCCCCAUCGCCCCGUCCGGUUCUGCGUCACGUCGAGCACGGAACUAGCCAAGUGCAGGUUGCUGAGGCAGGCCGCCUUCUCGCGUGACAUCCGCCCUGCCUUUGACUGCGUCCAAGAAGCGACGCUCCAUGACUGUAUGAAGACGGUGCGUGACGACGGUGCUGACGUCAUUACCCUGGACGGCGGGGAGGUGUUUACAGCCCAGAGGCAGUACAACCUGAAGCCCAUAAUUGCAGAACAAUAUGGCGAACAUGGAGCCCUGUACUACGCACUGGCAGUGGUGAAGAAGUCCUCAUCUUACCAAUCCUUCGACGAUCUUCGGGGUGCCAAAUCAUGUCACACAGGGUACGGGCGGACAGCCGGCUGGAACGUACCGCUGUAUACCCUGCUGCAAAAGGGUCAAAUCAGCAAGAACAACUGCCCAUAUCCCAAAGCACUGUCUGAGUUUUUCUCUGGCGGCAGCUGCGUGCCCGGUGUUCUAGCCCCAGAAAACAAUCCCGCUGAGGAAAACCCCGAGAAACUCUGCAGUAUCUGCGCCGGUAACCUGGAUUCUUCAGACACCGCUACAACUCAAACUUCGCGGUGCUCUGCCAGCAACAAUGAAUCUUACUUCGGUUACACCGGAGCCUUCCGGUGUCUUGCUUCCGGUUCCGGUGACGUAGCCUUUGUGAAACACACAACGGUCCCUGAAAACACAGAUGGCCAUAACAGCGCCGGGUGGGCUGCAGGUCUUAAAUCUGAGGACUUCGAACUGCUGUGUCCUGAUGGAGGACGGGCCCCCGUCGACCAAUACACGCGAUGUCACCUGGCACAAGUUCCCCCACACAUGGUUGUAACGAGCAACGGGAAGUCACAGAAUGCACUUAACGAAAUUCGACAUGCGAUCCUAUCAGCUGGAGACCUCUACAGCAAACGCCCGGACCUCUUCAAGCUAUUUGGUGACUUUGAUGGCACGAAGGAUCUUCUGUUCAAGAAUUCCGUUACAGGACUUUCAUCGGUGGAGCCGGAUUCACCACUCAUGCAACGGUACACCGAAAUCUUGGAAGUAAUCCAGGCCUGUGAAAACCAGCCAAGGUCCUGAAGUAAACCAAGCCCAUAAGAUCCAUGUAAUCACGUAAUAUAACACAUAUACAUAAUUUUUGUACGUGAAAUAAUUUUAGACGAAACCUACGCCUUAAAGAACCUAUCAAAAAUUCUGAUAACUGCAGGAACAGAAUGAGAAGUAUCCAAAAUUAAUAUUGAACUCGUCUGAGAAUGUUAUAUUACCCUUUGAUUCAUUAAAAAGUGAAACGUUGCUAUAUUUCAGAGCCGGUUACAGGUUCAGUAAUUUUAAAGCAAAAUACAGAUAUAAAUGUACUGAAUCAGUUUUACAGUUGACUUUCUGUGACCUGUGAAGAUUAGGAGGGCAUCAGAUGUAAAUGAAGAAAGAGGCUUGGCUAUACUCACUGUAAUCAUAAUCCAGUUUUAUUCUUAAACCACAAUAGAUAAUUAACUUAGCUUUUGCAUAAAUUGUAGCAUCUGCUACGUUGUUUACUGCUAAGGAUCAGAAGAAUUCAGACGAAUGAGCAACGCUUGGUGUUUGUAUACAAAGGAAAUUUUGAUGGAAUUAUGAACAUUUUAAUGGUGGUGUUUAUAAUCUCGUGGCUUGCAGCGUGCCUGAUAAUCCUCAAAUAUUCAAAACCAACUAUUUACGUAACUAUCUUUAAUAACUAUUUUUAUGUUAUUGGUAUUCCAAAAGUACAAUACCUGAUUAAACAACAUUUUACGGCACAAACCCAUGUGUUUAAAACGCAUUUGGUACAUUAUUUUUCAUAUUUUAAAUCGCGUAAUUAUCACUAAUACAACGGCUUAAGCCAUGCAGUCCCUUCGUAUCCAUGUUUAACACCAUUCACAUAAUUUUAAAAUAUAAAAUGUUUACAAUUGAAUUUUAUACAGAAUUGUGAUGGUCCUGUGAACAUUGUAUACUGGUUUCUGAACAAAAUAAAUAUGACCUUAACACGACAAA
Zootermopsis nevadensis is the source of this 3183-nucleotide messenger RNA. It is a transcript of the gene Tsf1, whose product is annotated as Transferrin 1. The record is from RefSeq and is a predicted model, not a curated record. Gene Ontology annotation, biological process: iron ion transport. NCBI's taxonomy places the organism in Eukaryota, Metazoa, Arthropoda, Insecta, Blattodea, Termopsidae. Gene Ontology annotation, cellular component: extracellular region; recycling endosome; plasma membrane.